CCUGCCUUCCAUCUUCGAGGACAUGUAUUUGCAUUGUUAGAGCGGUCACUCGGCUUUCUUGUCAAUAUAAUAGUUCGUAUUUGACCACACCCACGAAACGGGAGCAAACGUACCUCAAAAGUUGUUGAAGAGUGUGCACCGUUUUGGGGAAACGUGUUGUUCAGUACAAACCGUCGCGCAACAUAGCAAACGAUGAACGCACCCAGGCGACAUCGCACCAGCGACUACACACCCAUCAAUGUAAACAGAUUGAGGUGCUGAUAGUCAGUUGAUUGACUUUGACUUGGCCUGCAGAGCAAUAGACUUUCGUGAUGUGGUCCAAUUAAAACGCGGGUUUCAUUCUUCAGGAGCCAACCAGAUGGACUGUUACGCAUUGACCAGGAAGCAAUGCCGAGUAGUGGUAAUCUGAAAUCCACUACUAUUUCUGCAUGAAAAGAAGUAGCUAGCUAUAUAGCUUUAUGAAUGUCCACUGAAAAAGGUUUUGCAUUAUACAAUGACGAUACAACGGCGAGGAAAUCCAAAAGUCCCAGACGCCAACGGGAUUGAGAAAAAGAUCAAAAGGGGUAAUGCUCUGAGGCAGGCGUCUGCAUGGCGGGUGUCCCGUGGCUCUCUGCUCGUAGUGGUGGUGGCCCUGGCUGUGGUAGGAACCCUCACCUGGCUCUACCUGGCCUCAGGGGACCCUUACACCACAGAGACCCUGGUCAGACAGGCUGAGGUGGUUGCUCAGACCAGGGUCUACACUGUGGAUUGUUCUGAGGACUAUGAGAACUACAAACGCUACCCAGGAUGCACUCCCAAAACAUGUGGCCGAGCCGUCACAGACAACUCGGUGACCAGGGAGGAGGCCAUGGCCCUCAGGCGGUUGGCAGAGAGGGGUCUGGCCCUAGCUGGUUCAGAUGGAGGGGCUUCCAUCCUGGACCUGCACUCUGGGGCUCUGUCGAUGGGGAAGCAGUUUGUCAACAUCUACAGGUACUUUGGGGAGCAGAUAACAGAUGUAUUCUCUGAAGAGGACUUCCGACUCUACAGGGAAGUGCGUGCUCGUAUUCAGGCAGUGAUCGCGGAGACAUUUGACCUGGACCCAUCUCUUCUGUACCUCACCAAGCCCACCUUCUUCUCACGCAUCAACAGCACACUGGCCAAGACACAGCAUGAUGAGUACUGGCACCCUCACAUAGACAAGGUAACCUACGGAUCCUUUGACUACACCUCUCUGCUCUACCUUUCUGACUACGGAACAGACUUCACCGGAGGCAGGUUCAUCUUCAUGGACUCCAAUGGCAACCGCACUGUGGAACCACGAGCAGGGCGAGUGUCGUUCUUUUCCUCAGGGUCGGAAAACCUUCACCGCGUAGAGCAGGUCUCGUGGGGAACGCGCUACGCCAUCACAGUCUCCUUCACCUGUGACCCCGCCCACGCCAUUUCAGACCCCGCCAUGCCCAUGACCUCUGUGUGACAGUGUCGCCCGGAGGACUCCUGCAACCCAGAGACGGGAGAGAAAAGGGUGGUGAGGAGAGAAAAGAGGGGGCAGAUAUGUGAUUUUCCCUGAUAAUUCAGCAACACCUGAAAUAAUAUUUUCUAUAUCAGCAUCUUAUACUUAAACAGAAAUGAAUGCUUUUUACUUUUCUAUGUGGUGCUGAUCACAUCACUGAUGGUAGAGGCAAGGAGAAGGACAAAGGAUAAUACACUGGUCUAAGAUCAGUUUUAUCAGUGCCAAAGUAAACAGGGUGUACUGCUUUCUGACAAUAGGAUUCCACUUACUACACAGUGUGUUCUUCACAAUAUAAAUUAAGUGAUUUAAAAGUAAAUUGUUUUGAUACAAUGUUUUGCCUUUUUUCUUUUCUUUGUCACAUUUCCAUUCCAUGGUUGUUUCUAUACUGAUUGUGUUGCAGAAGGGGUCAAAUGUAGUCCGGGUACCAGUCUCUUCUGCUACCAUUCCACUCCUCGCCACUCCUCCUUGGCAAUGACAGAGUGUCAAGGUGUGGAAUGUUAGCGAAAGAGACCGGUACUUAGGCUAGGUCAAAUGCCUGUGCCCUCUAUUUCUAUCUAAUUUCAACUUUGCCUUGUUUAUUCCUCUGUUUGUUUCUCUUUCAAUAUUUGUGCGCCAACGGUUUCUGCCCCACUAGAAACUGAAUGGCUCAAAGCACAAACGGGUCUCAGAGAAAUGGGCUUUGGAGAGGUGGAGUAGUGGUAUUUGUACACCUCUUGACAACUUUCCUAAUCCCUCGUGUGAAAGUAUCAACCUGUCGAAGCACCAAAGGGCACUUCCAUGCCAUUCACUCUCACUUACAUAGGGAAUGUGACAAUGUGUUUUCUUCUGAGAAGAAACCCCACAGUUGAAAAGUAAUUAGUAUUUUUAUGUGUCAAGCUUUAUCAUUUGAUCAAAUGGGAUAUUAUUUGAAGAUUGUCUGUGGGAUUUGGAAGAAAUAAAAGAACCUGAAGUAA
Messenger RNA from Oncorhynchus gorbuscha (pink salmon), 2442 nucleotides. RefSeq names its product urotensin-2 receptor 2 (gene ogfod3). Gene Ontology annotation, cellular component: membrane. Gene Ontology annotation, molecular function: L-ascorbic acid binding; iron ion binding; oxidoreductase activity, acting on paired donors, with incorporation or reduction of molecular oxygen. The record is from RefSeq and is a predicted model, not a curated record. Bases 494 to 1453 code for a protein of 319 amino acids. Lineage: Eukaryota; Metazoa; Chordata; Actinopteri; Salmoniformes; Salmonidae. The transcript has 9 exons.